AUGUCUCUCUUCAAGAUCCUCGUUGCUGCUGCCACCGUUGCCACCGCCCUGGCUGCUCCCCAUGAGCACAAGAAGCCUCACCCUUCUUACGGUGAUGCCAACGCCCAGUGCGGUAACCACCAGAAGCUCUCUUGCUGCAACCGCGGCGACAGCGGCGGUGUCCUCGACGGCCUUCUGGGUGGCAACUGCCAACCUAUCAACAUUCUUGCUCUGCUCCCCAUCCAGAACCAGUGCACCAACCAGGUUGCCUGCUGCACUGGAAACUCCAACGGUCUCAUCAACCUCCCCUGCACCAACGUCAACCUUUAA
This is a messenger RNA of Metarhizium brunneum ARSEF 3297, 309 nucleotides long. RefSeq lists its product as uncharacterized. The record is from RefSeq and is a predicted model, not a curated record. Gene Ontology annotation, molecular function: structural constituent of cell wall. Gene Ontology annotation, cellular component: fungal-type cell wall. Lineage: Eukaryota; Fungi; Ascomycota; Sordariomycetes; Hypocreales; Clavicipitaceae.